Messenger RNA from Echinostoma caproni, 306 nucleotides. Lineage: Eukaryota; Metazoa; Platyhelminthes; Trematoda; Plagiorchiida; Echinostomatidae. The record is from the annotation of a GenBank genome assembly.
AUGGAUAGACCAUCCCCUGUCGUAGUCAUAGAGGAUGUCUUAGAAAACGAGCAGUGGCAAACCCUAAACAUAGCAAACGAACACAAACCGACUGCAGUUGCCGUCUCAGAAUCAUGGCUCGUUAGUCACGGCCAUGUCCCGUCACUGGCUCAUGAAGCCUAUGAGGUUCAUAGACAAGAUCGGAGUCAGCAGCUGCAGGGUGGUGGAGUACUCAUAUUAGCUAGGAAGGAUAUCCAACAAGUUCAAGUGGAUAUUGAAGUCUGCACGAGCAACAUACAGAUGUGCUCAGUCACCAUCGCCGCAUAG